Pterocles gutturalis (yellow-throated sandgrouse) is the source of this 1824-nucleotide messenger RNA. RefSeq names its product shugoshin-like 1 (S. pombe) (gene SGO1). Gene Ontology annotation, cellular component: nucleus; chromosome, centromeric region. Bases 1 to 1824 code for a protein of 607 amino acids. The transcript is spliced from 8 exons. The record is from RefSeq and is a predicted model, not a curated record. NCBI's taxonomy places the organism in Eukaryota, Metazoa, Chordata, Aves, Pterocliformes, Pteroclidae. Gene Ontology annotation, biological process: meiotic chromosome segregation.
AUGACUGAACACUUGAAAAAGCCCUUCAAAGACAGUCUGGAUGAUAUAAAAGAACGAAUGAAAGAGAAAAGAAAUCACAGAUGGAUGAGGUUGGGUAAAACUAGCCAGAUCUCUACUGCGAAGUGCAAAACAGCAACUAACAGCUCCAUGCAAAUGAAGAGCAUCCAAGCAAACAACAGAGCUCUAGCUCAGGCUUUGCAAGAAGAAAAGCUCAGACUGAGGGAUGCUGAGGCUACCAUUCUUAAUUUAAGGAAAGAUUAUCAAGAUCUGAAGUUUCAGAUGUUUGACUUGCAAAGAAGUCUUAGGUUCCAGCAAGCACAAGGACUUGAGAAUCAACUGUCAGCUUUGAAUGAGAUAAUUUCAAAAGUUUCUCAGAAUUUACUGAACUCAAUUGAUCUCCUUGGGCCAGCAAAGAAUUUGUGUUCCACAGGUGUAAAUCAGAGAGGGCUUUCUUCAGUUCUUGAAAAUAGUUCCAGUGUCACAGGACAAAUACAUUCAGUAGAACCUCUACAGUGUGCUGAUGGAGGUGGUCAAGUACUUCCAAGUGGGAUGGAGGCUGAUAGUGAUAGAAAUGAGCUGGCUCAUUCUGUGUCAGAGAUCUGUGAGGAAUCUGACAAUGCCGUUUCCUUAAUCAAAAUAGUUCCAGACAAAGGGCAAAUAUCUGAUUUUCAUCUGGACAACACAGGGUCAGAGCUGGAAAAUGUUUCUUCAAACAGAGCGAAUGGAUUUGGUAAUGUGUUACCAAAAAGUGUGUCCACCAGGCAUUGCUAUUCAAAGAUGAGAAAUCACAAUGAACCUGGCACUAGUGUCUUGGAGCAUUCAGAAGGACCUCAUUCUACAAGAGAGCUUUCCAAGAAGGAUAAAGUUAGACUUGAGGAAAGUCUAGAGAAGUGUACUGUAGAAAACAUAAAUUCAGGUAUUUCUCAGUUGAAUGAAAACACCAGCUCUGAAUCUAACUUGUUGAGGCAGAUAGAUUCUGUAACUGCACAGUUCAACUUGGACAAUAAUUCUGAUCGUAAACAACGUGCCUGUAAAAGCAGAGAAGACUCUCGAAUAAGGAAAGAGAAGCAUCAGAAAGGAAAACUGGAAUGGCCUAAAAAUACUUCCAGACAAAGACCAAAACAAGGACAGCGAAAAGAAGCAUCCAAAGAAAAGCUUGAUUUCUUGGGUGGCUCCAGUGAUGCUUAUGACUUUCAUUUUGAAGAGCGUGUCCAUGUUACACCUUUUCGACAAAAAAAGGUGAAUGAUGGAGUUACUGGUGUGGACGACAAAGACGUAUCUGAGACUAAUACCACUGAGUCAAGUGAUAUUGAAGAAGAUUCUGAUGAUAGCCUCUAUGAACCUUAUAAAUCAAAAAAAAGGAGAAGUUCAGUGGACAAAGAUGCAUCAGCAGUCCACGCCAGGCCAAGGUCUAAAAGAUGUUUGGCACAGCGUGAGCAGAAACCAUUAAUGAAUAAUUUCCAUAAUGAAAAAGAGACUGAAAGCAAUAAAUCAAGUGACGAGUCUGUUAGUCAGCCUUCUGAGCCAUCCCGUGGCCAUCUUUGUGAUGUUACCAAUACUGCUUCAUUGCUCCCCAGCACUGGGAAUGCACCUGUCAUCCCAGAAGGUGAAGGACCACGAUCUUCAAAACGCAAGCGAAGCUGUACUCUUACUGUGAACUAUAAAGAACCAAGUAUUGCAGGGAAACUCAGAAGAGGAGAUCCAUUUACAGAUACAAAUUUUUUGACUUCUCCAAUUUUCAAGCAGAAAAAAGAUGCUAAACACUAUUCUCUUAAGAAAAAAUCUCUGUCAAAAUACAAUGAGAAAUUUGUUGGUUGUCGUUGA